Molecule: messenger RNA, 3753 nt
Organism: Coniosporium apollinis CBS 100218
Lineage: Eukaryota; Fungi; Ascomycota; Dothideomycetes
Exons: 3
Coding region: 1-3753 (1250 amino acids)
Biological process (GO): protein export from nucleus; RNA export from nucleus
Cellular component (GO): RNA nuclear export complex; nucleus; cytoplasm
Molecular function (GO): nuclear export signal receptor activity; RNA binding
Source: RefSeq, a predicted model, not a curated record
AUGGCCAUGAACGGCGAAGUCGCUCACACGACCAACGGAUCUUCUCAAGCUCCCACUCCGAGCACAACUGACAACGAUCUUUCGCAACUACGAAAAGCCCUCGACACCGCAUACGAUUCUCACACGUCCGCCGAGCUUCGACAGCAAGCAACCGCUCUCCUCGAUGAAGCCAAACACCAUCCCCAAGCUCCUACCUAUGGUUUCCAGCUCGCUGUUGAAAAGUCCCACCCGCCAACUCUCCGCCAUUAUGGCCUGUCCAUGCUCGAGUUUUCGAUCAGACACGUUUGGGACGAGUACGACCAGCAACAAGCCGAUGAAAUCACGCACCUUGUGAUACAGCUCGCUCGGAGCAUCAGCCCACGGGAUCCGUCGUUUCUUCGGAACAAGAUAGCACAGCUAUGGACAGAGCUGGCCAAGCGGUCCUGGGGAGAUGGAUGGAUGGACAUGGACCAUCACCUCGUCGCGUUCUGGGAGACAUCUCUGGAGCACAGAGCCCUCGUCCUCUACAUUCUGGAAGCCCUGUCUGAGGACAUCUUUAUUCGGGAGGAUGCUGCAGCUGGUGUGCGAGGACCAGACUUGGGCAGGGCCUGCGUGGACAUAUUCGUCCCGCAGGCGGUCCUCCAAGAACACUUCUCAAAGCGAGAGACGGGACCACAGGUUCGAAGCGGAGAUCAAGGAUGGAUCAUGAGGCUGUGUGAGUUUUUGGGCCAAUCCCUCGGCCCUUCCUGGCCGGACGACCAGAUACGCUACUGUGCAAUCCGGUCCUUAGGUGCCUUACGAGCAGCUGUGGCAUGGGUCAUGCCCAAGGCCAUCUCAGUGACCCACUGCGUCGACUACUUCUGUCAGGCGCUUGAGUCACAGCCGGACGUAGAGCUCAGAACGGCGGCUGUCGAGGCUAUGCAGGCGAUCUACGGCCGGCAAGGGCUGCACGACGAUGAGUUUCUCGAGCUCGUUUGUCCCAUGUACUCACCGGCACGCAUAUCUCUGUUCACCGAUGUCUACAACUGGUCAAUUACAGGUUGGGAUGUUCAUGACCUCGAUGAGGCCAAGUACACGCUUUGCAAGAAGCUCUCCGAGCUACUAUCAACCUUAACAAACUUUGUCGAGCAGAAACCACAUCUCGUCCCGAAAGGGAGCGCUCUGCAUGCCCUGUUCUCUCUCUCAUUCGAGCUGUUGGGACAUCCGAGCCUAACCGUCUCGAUUCCUAUCCUCCAUUCAUGGACAAAGUUGCUGAGAGGUCGGAUUCUCCAAGACUCCGAGGUCAGCCUCUUGAUCAGAGGCCCCUUUCUCGAAAUUUGUAGCCAGAGACUUGUGCGUUACGAAGCCUUACCUGAAGACUGCACUGACACAACGUUUCUGUUCCUCAACGAGGACUUCGAUACCGUACCUGAGCGACAUGCGUUCAUCGGCAACUAUCGACGGUACUGCGUUGACAUGGUCGAGAUCAUGGUUCGACGGAUGCCGCCUGAGGCCAUACCGCAUAUCCUGGUGCGGGCUGAUACAGUGCUAAAGAACCUUUACCAAGGCCAACCGCCUUUCUCAAUGCAAGACUUUUCCAAGAGCUCACCAACUAUGCUCCACGCUGAAGCUCAGGUUACUGUGAUUGAUGCCGCCCUGAAGGGCUACCUCAAAUGGCUCAGCCGCGAUGGGAGCGAUCCGCAGCAGCGAGAGAGCGACCGGAACAUCAUAGAAGACAAUCUUGAGCAGUGGUGCAGCAGCGUGCUCGCGACUGAGAUACAAGACCCUGAACUCGUGAGAAAGAUAAUUCAGCUAACGGUGACAACGUCGGCCAAGGCUUUGCCAACAAGACCAAGUCUUGCCGGAACAAUCCUGGAGUACAUCAUCAACAUACGUUUUGACGACAACGAGGCUUUUCCUUUGUACUCCGAAGCGGUCAAGAGCCUGGAUUCGACGUGCGCAUCAGAAAUGCAACGGCUUGCUAUAGCGUUCCCUGACUUCUUCAUGAGCGCCUACAGUGAGCUCGAGCGCAAGUUGGAGCAGGUAAUGAGCUCUCGUUUAGGCGACAACGACCGCCGUGCGUCGGGCUUCAAGAGUUUCUUGUUCAUCAUAAACCAACGAUCCACUCCGAAAGACGAAGCCGAACGGUUGGAACGGCAGAACCGGCUUGAGGAGGCUUUGAACGCAACUGCUUUAUCGUGGCAGAACCCUGAGCUGACCGAGGCCGGAAGAAGCUUUGACGGGUUUCUUCGCGUUCUUGGGCUUGAUCAGUUGCCUAGCUUCUUCUCGACGCGACAGCUCCACAGAGUAGAAGACUGGUCGGCACAGCAGCUGGAUGCGGAAGGCCAGGCGCUUCAGAACCAUAUCCUGGAGAAAUGCCAGAGGUUACCGCUGCGCUCGACGAAGCAUUUGCUUGCCGCGUCGACGGAGAAAGUACGCGAGGACAGCCAAAUCUUCGAGACCGCGUGCGAGCUCUGGUCGUCCAAGCUCCCCAGCAUUCUUCAGGCUCUACUCCCGCUCAUCGCCCAAGCCCAAGCCUUCCACAACAUGGACAACUGGUCACAGUAUCCAGAAGAGAUGCAAGUCAUCAUCAAGCGGGUGCUCACCGACCGGUUCUGGCAAGCCGGGAUAUCUAGCGAGAGCAGAGAUGACUUCUUUGCUAGAGUUAGCGAGUCCAAGACGACGUUCGAGGGCUUUGCCUCCACGGUACGCGGAACUAUUAGGCAGAUCCGAGAGACGUCCUUCUUUAUUCUUUAUGGCAUGUCGCGCUUCCGAGACUUCUUCUAUGGUAUCCCUGGGCUACCUCAGGGCCUGAGCGAAGCCCUGUAUAAGGAUGCGCAUGCACUAUCGACACAUCACUUAUCAGUGCUUUUGAGCAUGUCGAACAGCUUGAUCGAGCAGUGCCCCGUCCAUCUCCGGCCUCAUUUCCUACCACCUGUGGUCGCAGGACUUGCCUCCAAGCUGGACAUGAAGAUUUCCGCCGAAUGGGAUUCCAUCAACACAAAAGUCAGCCAGUCUGGGGACAACGACAACCUGGGCGAUGAGAUGAAGGCGGAGAGUAUCCUGCGCCAACUCACCUUCUCCUCACUCACGCUCGUCUCCACCUUGCUCGAUUACCCGCGCACCGGUAAGCAAGUCUAUACAUUCGAAUACAGCCUCAUCAGCGGAUCUUCCGCGCCGCUGACCGUCUCCACACCACCAGACCUACCACGCUCAUCCCAAGCUCCGCACCCUAUGUACAAGUUCAUCCUUGCGACUCCCACCGCCAUGGAGCCGCUGCUCGUCUUCCUCGCGCACGCCCUCACCUUCCGCGACACCCGCAGCUGCAGCCUCGCGGUCCGCAUCCUGCGCGGCACGCUCCCCCACUACCGCGACGCGUCGCCCGUGCGCGACUUCCUCGCCUUCGACGUCCUCAGAACGGCCGUCACGUCCCUGCACGAGCCCUACUUCGUCGACGUGCAGAAGGACCUCGCAGGGCUGAUUGCGCAGAUCAUCCGGCUGGACCCCGAGACGGCGCGGGGGCUGAUCCUGAGUAUGUCCGGCAUGAAGGAGCGGGCGGCGAAGGUGGAGCGGGCAUUUGAGGGGAUUUGCGCCGAGGGCAAGGGCGAGAGGCAGCAGAGGGCGCUGGUGCUGGAUCUGCUGGGCGAUAUUAGGGGCGUGGGGAUUCAUGAGAUGGGGAGGAUUGAGCGGCCGAAGCGGAGGGAGAAGGUUAGAGAGGAGUAUAUGGAGCCGGAGCAGACGGGGAUCGUGAGGGGGGAGGAGGACUUUGAGGGCGUGCAGGAUAUGUUUGGCUGA